Molecule: messenger RNA, 1519 nt
Organism: Dicentrarchus labrax (European seabass)
Lineage: Eukaryota; Metazoa; Chordata; Actinopteri; Moronidae
Exons: 3
Coding region: 1-987 (328 amino acids)
Source: RefSeq, a predicted model, not a curated record
AUGAUACUCAACUUCGGCGUCUGUGCAAAGACCCCGAGAAGCUCCGUUUGUUUGAGAGUCAGACGGCGAGGAGAGGUCGGUACUGAGAAAGUUAUCAAAGAAUGGAGGAACAACACCCACUACAACUGGCUGAAUUCACACUGCAGUCUCUUCCUGUUUGUCCUGUCAGACCUAUCAGACGCCAUCUUGCACUCGAUGCAGCGCAGCCGGCGCCUUCUCUUCGUCCUCAGCCCCGACUUCCUUGCAGAAAAGAGCUUCAGCCUCCUGGAGUGUCGUCUGGGACUGUACCUCCAACACGCCCGCCAGGCCUCCACUGUCUCCGUCGUCUACCGCUCCGUCAGUAAACUACCCUGCGUGGAGGUCGCUCAGCUCCGCCAGGCCGCCACCGCCACCGUGACAUGGCGAGGGAGUCGAUCCGAGCCGCGUCGCUCCCGGUUCUGGCUGCGGUUGCGGCUGGUGCUGCCCGUGCGUCCUCUCGCGAUGGGCCGGAGGUUAAUUGACAGCACGUCGUCGCACUCGGACCUGGCCGCCAUGGCGCUGCAGAGAGCGCAGCGGAUCCAGAACCAGAGAGCCAAUCAGAGCCGCAGAAAUAGGAGGGCCAAUCAGGGCAGAGACAGGCAGGCCCCGCCCAGUGGGAGGGGCCGGGUGAGUAAGGCGGAGGGCCACAGCAGGAGCUGCUCGGGGUGCACUACCGUCAUUGGUCAGGUGGAGGACAGGGGGGCGGAGCUAACAGUAGAGAUGCAGCAGGUGUCACAUGACAGGACUGUCCCAGAAACAGAGCCCGCCCACAUUCCAGACUCCACCCACGAUCCUCCCUCAACUCCUGACCCCAUACCCGACCCGGACUCUGACCCCGCCCACAAGCCAAACAGCGACGGAGAGGAACGGCAGCAGAUGAUUGGUUCAGGGACCUCUGAGGUGACAGUGAUGUCAGCAGGAAAAGGGGAGGGGCUUGUGGUACAUAUAAACCAACCAAUCAGAAUGUAGCAAUAUGACCCCGCUUACACUAACUCCGCCCCUUAAACCCAACUGAGACUCUGAUGAAGACCAGAGGAAUGCUGCAUUCAGGUUACCCUGGGAAAGAUGGGACAACAGGAAACUGAAUUAUACUUUAUAUUAAACCUCUUUUUAUACCUUCACACACGAGGGUUGUUAAUGCUAAUGCUGCUUCACAGACUUUAACUGAACAGAUGUUUGUCUGGGCCUCAGUUCAUGGAGAUAAAAAACUAGACUGUAUAAAAAUUAUGUUGGUGUUAUAUUAUUAUCAUAUCAUAAAACUGACGGCUGUCUGACAGUGUGAAAGCCGUCUCUCCUUCAGAACCUGAACGCAGCAUUUCACUCCUCUGUCCUUAGAGAUAAAAUCAGCUGAUUCCAGUAAAGAGAGCAUGAAGAUAAAGUGACUUCCUUUAAUGAAAAUAUGUAAUUCAAUAUUCAUAAAACUGUGAAAAUGCCUUAUUUUAUAUCUCAAAAUAUUUGUUGUUGAUGACGAAUCAAUAUGAUUAAAAUCUCAUUGUUUGAA